Hydractinia symbiolongicarpus is the source of this 1713-nucleotide messenger RNA. RefSeq lists its product as uncharacterized. The record is from RefSeq and is a predicted model, not a curated record. Bases 1 to 1713 code for a protein of 570 amino acids. Lineage: Eukaryota; Metazoa; Cnidaria; Hydrozoa; Anthoathecata; Hydractiniidae. The transcript has 3 exons.
AUGAAUAUUAAAACACUAGCAUAUAUCAAAAGAUGCAGUAAACAAAAAGGAUCCAGAAAUUUGCAAUUGACGAAUAGAUACCUUAAAGAGAAUAACCUCGUUGCGCUACCUUUCGAUAAGGGCAUCGGAAUUUACAUCAUGAAAGUAGAAACGUACAAUAAUAAAAUGAGUGAAAUCACCGAUUUACCUCAAUUUGAAAAACUCGUCGGGAGAAGGAAGAAUAAGAAGCACCCAAUGCUUAAAGAAGAAGAAAGAGUUUUAUCCAUGUUAAAGUUGUUGAAAGAAGAUAAUAAAAUCUCGGACGCAUUGUACGAUAAGAUGAAACCAGUAGGAAGCCAACCGCCACGUCUAUAUGGCCUAGCGAAGGUACAUAAGAAAGAUACACCAGUUCGACCAGUACUUUCCAUGCCUGGCUCAGCCUACUAUAAAAUUGGUAAUCAAGUUUCAAAAUGGUUAUCUGUUGUAAAGGAGUGCAAUAUCAAUUCCUCAACAAAGGAAAUUUCUGAUCUGUUAUCUCAAAUUCAACUUAAUACGAACGAAGAACUAGUUAGUUUUGAUAUAAAGUCUUUGUAUACAAACGUUCCGCUUGAUGAAGCCAUAAAUGAUUGCACCGAGCUUUUAUUUUCUGAUAAAUACGAACAGCCUCCUGUAGAUAAAGAAACCUUUAAAACCUUAGUCUCUUUGUGCAGUCGUGAUGUAGUUUUAUUAUCACACGAUGGUUAUUACAAGCAAAUCGAUGGCUUAGCUAUGGGCAGCCCACCAGCUCCACUUCUCGCUAAUGGUUGGCUAAGCAAGUUUGACUCUAUCCUCAAAGACGAUGCUGUACUGUAUUCAAGGCAUAUGGAUGAUGUUUUGAGAAACAUAGAACGUAAUAGAAUUGACGAAAAACUUCUACAAAUUAACGACCUGCAUCCGUCACUCAAAUUUACCAUUGAAAAAGAAGGGAAGAAUACGUCUAUACCUUUCCUGGAUAUGUUAAUUAUUCGUUCAAAUAACAAUUUAUCAUCGACAUGGUACACGAAAGCUACCGAUACAGGCCUGACGAUGAACUUUCAUUCACUGGCACCACGGAAAUAUAAACGGUCAGUCGUAUCCGGCCUAGUUCAUCGAAUACAUCGAGCGUGUAGCACAUGGUCGAAUUUUCACCAAAGUCUAGAAAAAGGUAAAACUGUUCUUGAGAAAAAUCAAUAUCCGAAAGCUUUCUAUGACCCGAUAAUUAAAAGUACGAUAUCUAAGAUUAUGGAAAAUAAUGAUAACGAGAAUCCUGAUGAAGAAAACGAGAAAGAAGAGUCUGAAGAGAAGAUGAUUUUCAUUCAAUAUCGUGGGCGAGUUUCGGAGAAAUUUGAAACUUCAAUGAGAAAGUUGAAUAUUCCGUGUAAAAUUAUUUUCACAUUGAAAAAGUUGAAAAGUUCUCUGCCUCCAUUGAAACCUGUAAUUGAAAAAUGUUUAAAAAGUUGUUUGGUAUACAAAAUAAAAUGUCCACGAUGCAACUCAUGCUAUGUCGGGCAGACGAGCCGACAUUUAAUCAAACGACUUAAGGAACAUAAAAGAACUGGUCCGGUGGGAAAGCAUUUCGACGAUUGCAAUAAUCUUUUAACAAUGGAAAAUGUAUCAAUUUUAUGUUCAUCAACACGGAACGUUUAUCAUUUAAUGACUCUUGAGGCGUUAAUAAUCAAUUACAUCAAACCGAUUUUCUUAUCUGAGGAUGGAUAA